AAUAAACACUGUGAAAGAAGCCAUAAGAAAAGAAAAAACAAAAUUGGACAGAUUGAUUCGUGAAUCAGCUCGUCAAAGAAAACGAAGACAAAAACUUAAAGAGAGCAUUGAAACUGUGUGUCAGAACAUCCCUGAAGCAUCAAGUGCUUUGAAACAGUUUAGUCGAAACCAUACUGGACGACCGCGUCUCGAAGUUGACCAACCAGAGCUUUUAUCAACAAUUAUAAAAAUUGUGCAAAAUUUAUCAGCAGCUGACGAACGUCGAAGAACAGAAUGUCUCCGUAGCGUCUCCACUUUAGAUGACCUUCAGGAAGAGUUGACAAAGAUAGGCUUUACCUUGAGUAGGAGUGGUUUGUACCUUCGUCUUUUACCACGACGUGGAAACACUUCUGAAGGAAAAAAACAUGUCAGCACAGUUCCAGUAAAGCUGUUACGUCCAGAAAACUCAAUGCGAAAAAAAAAAUGACGAUAGAAUGUUUGCCAAAUCAUUCAUUGACGACAUGUUCGAAGUUUGCAAAUUGUUUGGACCAAAAGCUGUGCUUUUCAUUUCCAACGAUGAUAAAGCCAGGGUCCCAUUGGGUAUUGCUGCAGCAAGCCUUCAAGCGCCGUUGCUGAUGCAUAUGGAAUACAAGGUCAAACUCAUGGAUCGCGAUUUUGUCGUUAGCUCACAGCACAAAUUGAUCCCAUCAGUGUAUGGCGUAUGCGAAGUUAACAAUACUGGAAAUGUAUCAUACAGUGGGGACACUUUCAUACGCAUAAGAAGUGCGAAACACGAUACAUCAAAUGCUUUUACACAUGCUUUUGAUGUUAGAGAGCUUUUUAAAACCGAGUUGGUUAAACGUAGACUAAUUAUGUUAAUGGAGACUGAUGGAGCUCAGGAUGAAGCACCACGUUUCCCUAAAACCUUAGCAACUGCUGUUGACCUCUUUCGCUUGCUUAAUUUAGAUGCCCUUCUUCAUGGUGUGAAUGCAGCUGGCCUUUCAGCCUUUAACCCCGUAGAACAAAGAAUGGCACCUCUUUCUCGUGAUUUGGCUGGAAUAGUCCUUCCUCAUGAUUUUUUUGGCAAACACCUUGAUUCUUCUGGAAAAACAAUCGACUAUGAAUUGGAGGUAGAGAACUUUCAAAAAGCGGCUGACGUUUUAUCCUAAGUUUGGGAGAAAACCGUCAUUGACGGGUAUCCUGUUCAUUGCCAGGCUGUACCAGUUGGGAAAGCAUAUGAACCACCAAUUCCAGAUCCUGUUUGGGUAGACAAACAUUGUCAGCAAUCGCGAUACAGCCUACAAAUCGUAAAAUGCCAAGAGGAGUCAUGUUGCACACCGUUUGAAACAAACUGGCUGAAAAACUUCCCCCAACGUUUCAUUCCAUUUCCGGCAAUCUACGAAUACUGCGAGAAUGGUUACAAAGCAAUGGAACCGUCUCGAUAUUUUAAAAACGUAUCAAAACAAUCAACGUUUGCACCACUGACACAUCGACUUUUGCUACAUGAUAUACCUAUAGAAGGAUUAAAAUACAAAAUUAUACCAUUUGAUCUGUAUUGCCCAUCGUUAAAGGAAAAGCUCUCAAUCGGAAUUUGCGACAAGUGCAAUAAAUACUGGCCAAGCGAGGCUGCAAUGAAACGGCACAAGAAAGCACAUACACAAAAAAAAAACACGGUUGAAAUGGAGAGUGAGGAUAGUGUAAGUGACAGUGAAUCUAUUAAUAAAAGUGAAGGUAUCAGUUAGGAGAUUGAUUAUAAAAGUGUGGAAGCAGAGUUCAUGCCUGUAUUUGAUAACAUAUUUGAUUUAUUUAAGUCACCAUUUGAGAAAAUAUGAAA
Molecule: messenger RNA, 1813 nt
Organism: Hydra vulgaris (swiftwater hydra)
Lineage: Eukaryota; Metazoa; Cnidaria; Hydrozoa; Anthoathecata; Hydridae
Source: RefSeq, a predicted model, not a curated record